UAUCCAAUUCAACACACAACACAAAGUUUAGCUAAUCUUUUGCUUUUCGGAAUGUACAAAAUGUGCAAUUUCUCGAAUCUGUUGAACUUCAUCAUCUGCAUUGCCAGCUUUAGCCAGAGUUUUGAUGGAACCCUGGCGGUGAAGAGGGGUCCACAUCAUCCCAGGGGCGAGACCCGGAGAGUGGACCAGCAUCUCACCCAUGAGGAGCACCGCAUUGAUGAUGACCUGAGGGACAUGGGUGUUCAGGCCAGCCUGGAAGAUAUGAGCGAGGAGGAGAAAAUCUUCUACAUGUUUAAGGCCCAUGACAAUGACAAUAACAAUGCGCUCGAUGGCCUGGAGAUGAUUCAGUCUGCCAUGCAUCACAAUUAUGACUAUUUCAAGAAUACUGAGCGGGAUGAAUACUUGCAAAAUGCCACCGAUGAGUUGGAACACUUUAUAGAGGCCAUUGACAAGUUCUUACUUAUUGCCGAUGAUAACAACGAUGGGCUGCUGCAUUAUCCGGAAUUCGUGAAGGCCAUAACCGGUGGCAAGGAGCAACUCAACGUAGACCGUAAUAUCCUGCGUUAAUCCCCAGUCAGGACCUGAACUGGAUUAGCAGUCGAAAAGCAACCGAAGUAGACACAAUAAUAGACAUAGCGUAGUUAAAAUAUUUAGCAACUAAUCUGAUUUCCAUGCUGAACCAUUUGAGACUGUACACCACAAGCAGCUAACC
Messenger RNA from Drosophila serrata, 712 nucleotides. Its product is annotated as multiple coagulation factor deficiency protein 2 homolog. The record is from RefSeq and is a predicted model, not a curated record. NCBI's taxonomy places the organism in Eukaryota, Metazoa, Arthropoda, Insecta, Diptera, Drosophilidae. Gene Ontology annotation, molecular function: calcium ion binding.